Molecule: messenger RNA, 2687 nt
Organism: Drosophila subobscura
Lineage: Eukaryota; Metazoa; Arthropoda; Insecta; Diptera; Drosophilidae
Gene: ast
Product: protein asteroid
Exons: 2
Coding region: 103-2631 (842 amino acids)
Source: RefSeq, a predicted model, not a curated record
CUGCCAAACAGUCCCACUGCCUCCCAACACGCGCUCGCUACAGCUGAGAAAAAAACCGAAAAUAAACAAAAUUGCAAUCAGCACGCAACAAGUGCAGGGAUUAUGGGAGUACGCGGCCUUACCAGCUAUAUAGCGCAACGCGCUGAGAUCUAUCUGAAGCCGUUCGAGCUGCACUCCACGGCCCUGGUCAUCGAUGGCGACAACUUGGCCUGCAAUUUGUACAAAGAUGUCACCGGCUGCUACUCGGCCUUUGGCGGUGACUACGAUGACUUCUAUCGCGCUGUGGUGCAGUUCUUUCAGGUGCUGGACGAGUGCAACAUACGGCCCUAUGUGCUCAUGGAUGGCGGCUACGAGGAGCGCAAGCUGCGAACCGUCGGCAAGCGACUGAGGGGCAAAAUCUCCGUCAUCAAGCGGAUCAAUCCGAAUGCUUCGAUUACGCUGUUUCCGCUGCACCUGAAAGAGGUGUUUGUGGAUGCCGUCAAGGACUGUGGCGUGCCCGUCAUGCGCUGCGUCUUCGAGGCGGAUGACGAGCUGGCAGCGCUGGCCCGGAAACUCAACUGUCCCGUGCUCUCGUACGACUCGGAUUUCUACAUUCACAACGUCAAGUACAUCCCGCUGAUCACGCUCACCGUCAAGGUGCUGACGAAGCAGGUGAAAGCGCACUCGAAGCCCAAGGACUCGCGGGAUCUGCGUCGCGCUCAGGCCAAGCACAUGGAGAAGCGAGCGAAGGCCAACAAAAUUGUGGGUGGCAUGCAGAGCUCGGCUCCAGGUGCUGUUGCCCCUCCAGCAAAGCCCGGCAAGACCUACAACUAUCUCGAUUGCUGCAUCUACCGCGUGGAGCAUCUGUGCGGACGUGGCACGCUCAGUGCGGAGAAGCUGCCGCUGUUUGCGGCGCUUUUGGGCAACGAUUACAUCGCACGUUCGGCGUUUAGAAACUUCUUUGCCGCUGGCAUGGGCAAGGCGGGACGCAGCAAGAAGUUGAAGCAGCAACAGCGACGCAUACGGGUGACCCUCCAGUGGCUGCGCGGCGAGACAGCGGAGUCGGCAUUGGGCAAGGUUCUAUCCAGGCUGAAAAAGUCGCAAAGGGAUUCGCUGGUGGCGCAGGUGCAUGCCGCCAUUGAGGGUUACUCCAAUGAGCUGUGCCAUGCGUACGACUUCUUUGAGGCGCACUACGAGAAUGCCUUCCCUUACAUAGAGCCGGUGAGUGAGGCGGAAGAGAGCGACGCAGAGGAAGCGCUGGACUUGGAUGAGGAAUUGUCAGAGGUGGAAGAGGAGGAGCAGCAGCAGGAGGAAGAGCACAACGAGGCAGCUGCCAAAUCGCACAGCGAGGACGAAGAAGAGGAGCCCGAACCCGAACUCGAAGUGGAAGACAAAACUUUAAUGUUCCCGCAAUGGUUCCUCGACAAACUCUAUCCCGUGCACCUCUCCCGCUUCUUUGUGGACCUCCUGCACCUGCGCAAGUACAUAAAUAACCCGCAGAUCGAACACUUUCCCCACCACGACUCCAAUGAGCUCGCGCUGCCCAUACUCAACUAUGUAUUUGCGCUGCUGCAUCAUGUGGAGGGCGCGGAGACAAAGCCGCGCGUGAAUGGUGAGGGUGUCGUCCAACCCAUUGAGUAUACCUACAUGACGCGUGCUGUGCGGGUGACCAAUGUGAGAUACUAUAAGAUGCCCAUUGAGGAGCCGCCUGCGUAUAGGUUUGUGCCUGCCGCACCGGAUGCCCGGCAUCUGAGAGCGAUCUUCGACUCCAAAGUGCCGCACGCGCAGACGGAACGACUGUUUGAGCGGUUGGAAUGCCUGCCGGAGGAUCUGCGCUUGUACUUUCUGGCCAUUGUCUACUGGCUGCAUCGCUCGGAGCACUGCGAUCUGCUGCAUCUGCAUGCGCUGCUGCUCUGUUUGGUUGUGCUGCGCACCAUCGAUGUCACCAUACCCGCCGAGCGUGAGGUCAAAGCUUUCCACCGGCGUUUCGGCAAGAUACUCAAGCAGGAGCGCGCCGUGCGGGACAAGGAGGCGGCCGAGGGCAUCAAGCGUGGUGUGAAGCCCUCGCUCUUGGAGCUGCCCGUGCCCGAGCGGAUGUCGCAUGUGCCCAAGUCCGACUGUUAUCUGGUGCAGGAGCGUCUGCUGCCCCACUUUCACAUGCAGGAGAUCUUCAAGAAGAAGUUUGAUCUGUACUCCACGACGGUGCUGCAUGCCUUCGCGGAGUUUCAAGCGGUUGUCUAUCAGCUCAACGGUCUGAACUCGCUGCUUGAUCACCCAGUGGCGAGUCCUCGCAUGAAUCAGCUCUACUGCGGCGCCUUGCUCUACAAUCUCUAUGAUCUGCUGAGGCAUCGCCCGGAUGUGCGUUACCACGUGCAGCAUUAUCUCCUCUCCGACUCCCAGCUGAUGUUUGAUUUUUAUUGCUUUCUGUUCGAUUGGUGUGCGGAUUUCAUACCCAGCUGGAAGCAGACGCAGGUGGAUCAGGCUGCCCUCAAAGUACAGCAAAAGAAGCGCUACAAAAAGGAGCGUCAGGCGGCUAGGAAAGCGGAGGCAACAGCCACAGCAGCGACUGAUGCCACAGCAGCUGCCAAUGCCGAGCCGGAGGAUGAUUUUUACGAUUUGAAUAACAAAUUCUGUGCACUGAAAGUGUGUUAAUGCUGAUGUUUGUUGUUAGUUCUAGAUGAUUUAUUAAAGAAAUUUGCAAUUGAAAA